UACUGUGGCUAAAACCUGGGCAUCCCAGAAUUUCCCAAGGGCUAAGCAACCAAACCCCCCAAGAAUAGAAGAGAGAGAGAGAGAGAGAGAGAACGAGAGAAACAGAGCCACCAUCGCUCUUCUCUACAAACUCGAUCUCUUCUCUUCGUCAGAUCAUCAUCUCUGAAAAUUUUUGGAACCGCUCUCACAUUAUCAAACCCUAAUCUCUCCCCUAGAUAAUUUCUUUAUAAAAAGUUUUUUUUCUGCGGUUUGAGAAGCGAGGAUCAAAUUUUAUUCCUUUCUUACCCCUCGCCUGUCGAUCACCUCGUCGACACAGACAAACCCUAAUCAUUUUUUGUUAUUUAUUUUUGUUCGUUGAUGGCUGCCACUGCAAAUAACAUGAAUACUCACUCUCCUCGUCACUCCACUGAGAAUAUCAGCAGUCCCACGGCUCAAUCACGCCGCUCUGGGAGGACGAUCGUUUCUCCUUGGACUCAAAUCGUCCGUGGCGAAUCAGAGCCGAUUGUAGCUGUUCCUUCAUCGCCCAAUAUCCCCCAAAUCACCGUUAUAGAGGAAGCAAUCAUUGAUACACCUCCAACAGUUACAUCGGCUCCUUCGACUCCGGCUGCAGCGCUUGUCGGAGAGGAAGAUAACUCGGAUGCCAACGGAAACAAUGGCAAUGCUGGCAAGAGACCUGCAUGGAACAAGCCUUCGAAUGGAAACGAAGCCGGGCCCGUGAUGGAUGCCGUGUCGUGGCCCGCUUUGUCCGAGUCUGCCAGAGCUCCCUCCAACAAAUCUUCUUCUGAUUCCUUGAAAGGUUUAUCUGACGGAUCACCGUCCCUCCCUGUUUCACAGGUUGGAUUUUUUUCUAGUUUUUUCUAUUCAAUGGAAUUUUGUUCUGUUUGGCUGCCGAGAAACUUGCCUCCUCCUCCACCUAAUACUGCCCCGUUCAUUGCGCCCCCACCUGUUCGGCCUUUCGGUGGCCCAUUGGGGUUCCCUGAAUUGGCAUCUCCUGUGUAUUAUGUUCAACCUCCACCUCCAGAAUCGCUUAGAGGUGUGCCUUUUAUUGCACCGAUGCCGCCAGUGUUUUUUCCUGCUCCAGAUCCUCAGUUGCAUACUAGGAUAGUGAAUCAAAUAGAUUAUUAUUUCAGUAAUGACAACUUAAUUAAAGACACAUACUUGAGGCAGAACAUGGAUGACCAGGGCUGGGUUCCUAUAAAAUUGAUAGCUGGCUUCAACAAAGUUUCACAUUUGACUGAUAAUAUUCAGCUAAUUUUGGAUGCUAUGAGAAGCUCAACUGUUGUGGAAGUGCAGGGUGACAAAAUAAGGAAGCGCAAUGAUUGGAUGAGGUGGAUUAUGCCUCCCUCUGUUCAAUUUCCCAAUGCCUCAAAUCCCCAACACAUGGCAAAGUCCAGUCAUGAUAUGUUGGCAGGGCGGUUCCAAAAUAUUUCACUGGAGCGUAGAUCAUCCUCAGGCGAUUUGAGUAGCCAGUCACAUCUACCUUCUGGCGAUGGAGCAGGUCAUUUCAGUGUUCAGAUGGGUGCGGAUCGCUCUGUGUCAUCAAGAAAUUUGAAUUAGUAAUUCGAAUUCAAAUUAGAGAAAUGUGCUCUGGUGCACAUUUUCUUUGUAAGAAGAAUUUUCUUAGAAGGACGGGAACGAAAGAAGUAUUUUGACGAUAAUAAUGGGGAAUAUUUGCAUAUUUUGCAGAUAAGAUAGUGGUCUUGCCCCACCUGAUAAACCAUUAUUUUCUCUUGAGGCAAAUAGGAAAACAAUUGCAAGGAGGUAAAAAAGUGACAGCUUUCUCAAACACAAGGAAAUCUUUCUUUUUCUUCUUUUUUUUCUUUUUUAAAAAAAAUGGCAACUUUUUUAGACUUGAGCUAGCAGCACAACUUUAUUGGCAUGUAUCUAUAUGGCUAUGGUUUUGUGGGUGUGUUACCUUUUUUACCUCAUUAUUUGGUGAUGGUGGGAAAUGGUUGGUGUUUGAUGUGGGGAAUUUUGGUUUUGUUUCCCCUUUGCCUGCUGGCCCCUCAGCUAUUUUUUUUAAUCAAAUCUUUGGGGUCAAAUGGCUUUUGGCAAUUGGAGGAAGUAUAUGAAGAAGAGCAGGGUGUUAUGGACCAGUCUGGAGUCUGGGCGCGGCUGCAGUCUGCAAGUGAUGAGGAUGGCAAAUGAGAGGGGAUGACUGGCUUCUGGUGGAUGCUGCAGCAGCUCCUGCUUCAUCUGCUAAUGCUUUGUUCUUGAUCAGACAUUUUUCUUUUCAUAAAUUCUCUCUUGGAUUUUUAUCAUAUAUAUUGUUAUAUGUAAAACUAUCUUCAGACUUUUUGAAGAAUUCAUUGCAUAAAAAUGGUCGUUCCAGGACCAACAUUUGGAACU
Molecule: messenger RNA, 2349 nt
Organism: Carica papaya (papaya)
Lineage: Eukaryota; Viridiplantae; Streptophyta; Magnoliopsida; Brassicales; Caricaceae
Source: RefSeq, a predicted model, not a curated record